Messenger RNA from Amphimedon queenslandica, 840 nucleotides. RefSeq names its product lectin L6-like. The coding region runs from base 45 to 818 and encodes 257 amino acids. Lineage: Eukaryota; Metazoa; Porifera; Demospongiae; Haplosclerida; Niphatidae. The transcript has a single exon. The record is from RefSeq and is a predicted model, not a curated record.
UUAGUUUGGCCAGACUACCCCUCUUUAGAUAUACUAAAUUCAAAAUGAAAGCUCCUUUUUGCUGCAUACUUGUUGCUCUUCUGCUAGCAGGAAUGGGAAAUCAUGCUGCUGAUGCUACCACAGCUCAGUGGACUAAACUGUAUGGAACAAUGUCUCAAGUUUAUGCUAAUAGUGUCAGUCUUUGGUCUAUUGAUGCUCAACUCAAAGCUUACUACUGUCCCCGGCCUUGCACUGGUAAUUGGGCCCAUGUUGGUAGUAGCAUGGUUAAUAUUGAAGUUGAUGCAUACUAUACAUGGAGUAUUGGAGCUGAUGGAUACCUUUAUAAAAAAGCAAUGCAAAAUUCUGGAGGAUGGUUUAAACAUACGUAUUGGCCUCGUGAUAUGAUAGAUAUUGCUUCAACGAGAGACUCGUAUAUGUGGUUUUUACAUGAAGAUAAAAGUAUUUCAUGGAUAAAGCAUUAUAACCCAACUGUACACAAGGUUACAGGAAAGUUUGACCAAAUUGAUGCCAACUCACAACAUGUAUAUGCUCUCAAUAAAACAACCAAUGUCAUUUCUUUUCGUCCAGUACAUGGAAGGGGUCAAUGGCGUACCAUCCCAGGGCAGAUGAAGUAUGUAACAGCUGGUACUCAUGAGAUAUUUGCCAUUGGAGUAGAUGAUGAGCUGUAUCGUUGCACUAUACCCUGUGCUGGUAUAUGGGAACAAAUGGGAUCCCCAGCAUUGCCAGCAUCUAAUGUGGUUCAGCUUGAUGCUACUAUUGAUGCAUUGUUUGCUGUCACUAGUGCAGGAGGAAUAUACCGUCAUGAACUACCACUUUGAGCAUAGAUACUAUGCUUUGAAA